CCUUUCGAUGUUUUUCUGCUCGUUUCUUCCAACAGACUUUCUCACACGGAUUUUAGCUCCAUCCUUUCGCAUUUCUGUAGUUGGUACUUUUCAUUCAUCGGCAACGUGAACGAGGCCUCAACGGGUAAUCGGGCAACUCGCGUGAAACUUUUUUUGGUCAGGUUUGAAACCCCGCUACUCCUGCGCAGUCCAACUUUCGUGACGUUUGCCAUCCCUCUGGCCGUGCACCUCGUUCCUUCCAGCUUCAAGCGAACGCGGAUAUUCGAACGCAACCGAGCCUGUACCAUAAAUUCCUACAGUAAACCACUGUCACUUUAACAUCCCUUUUUGCCCCGUUUUUGAAGCAUGAACCUUUUCGAUAUUCAACCUCAAGUGGGAUUUAUUACCAAUCAUUAUACCAGCGGUCGUUUCGAUAGCCAGUUUCUUGACGAAGCUUUUGCAAUCAACGACGUGCGUGAGUCUCCCAUCAAAGACUCUGGAAAUCCAUUUUUCAACGACGACAUGACAGAUGACCUAGGUUUGCUGAAGGACGUAGAGGACGACGUGGAUUUUAACAUCCAAAGGGUUCUUGCAUCUUCCUCAAAAAGUAGUGCUUCUGGUAAUGCAGUUGCAGGCGUCCAUGAUAACACUCCUCUGAUGUCUCCCGCUCCCUCCGCCGUACCGGAAUUCGCAACCUCGGCGUUCGCUGUAGAUGGGCCUGUAGCUGAACCUGACACCCCCUCUGAAAGCUUGAUUGAGUUUGAAGAGAGUGUGGCCGUAACUGGUGGCGCAGAGUGUACGUCCCUCCCACUCGAUAUGGGUAAAUCUCUCGCAGUAGGCGACGCUCAGUCACUGUCACAGAACGGUGCGGAAGGAAAAAUGGCGGCCGUCAUAGAUGCGCAUACUUCCAUUGAGCCUAAAGGGUUGCUAUUGACGGAACCAAUACAAGAAGGGGAUGCUCAGAUUGUCCACCAAGCUAGUAUUGGGAGACCAGAUGAUGCACGGGGUGAUACAGGGUCGACGACUGACAAUGGUUUCCAAGGGUUUGGUUCAGGGCUUGGUGAUGGAAGCGGUGAAAGUGAUUUGAUUGAGUAUGUUGAAGAGGACGACGAGGAGAAUGAGGAUGAGCACCAAUCCGGUGACACACCCAAGGUUACAGAGGAUGUCCUUGAAGGCGAGGCCCAAAGCUCAGACGCAUUCGAGUAUGCCCCCCUUCCGUGCGUGCUUUUGUCAUAUCGUGGGGAAGUCCACGCCCUAUUCAAUGUGUAUCAGGACGAUCUCGAUCUCAAGCCGAUCUUUGACGACGAACAACAAGGUCCAAUUUUGUUUGAGAGUCAGCUAACUUCAUUUAUUACAGAAUUGAAGCACCAUUUUGAAAUCGAAUCGGACAUCAGUCUAGAGAUCCCUGCCUUGGAUCUGACUUUGCAUGAGGAAAUGAACUACGCACAGACAUUAUCACUGAAUAGACUGUACGAGUUUUACAUGGCAUCUCUGGCUCAGCGCGGCGAGCCAAUGUUCCCCGAAAAGCCGUUUAAAGUUAAUCUUAUCGAGCACGGCUAUUCACUAGAACAGCGACUUUCGGAUCUUGUCGCAUUAGCAGCCGAAGCUGGCUUUCCAGCUACUUUCGAUGAGCUUGAUGACACCACAUCUGGCGACGGGAUUCAAAGCGAAAACUACCAACGCGCUGAUGAAACUUUGGAAGAGGAGACUUUUCGCAUUGAUGACAGCCAAGUAAGUGGCUCCGAUCAAGAACGGGUAUUUGACGCGCAACCUGGUCUGGCGACACCGACCAGCUUAAAUGAUACGGAAAAUCAAGGGAACGCUGGUAUCAACCAAACUAACAGCACAUCCAAUGGCUCAUCGCCAACAAGAACGAAUAAGCGAUUAUCUGAGGAUUCUGGAUACGAAGGUGAAGUCAAGCGAGCUCGUAUCUAACCCGGCAGGAUUUGUUUUCCCCUACUCUAUAUACCUUAAUCCUUUGGCUAAGGUGCGGCACCUGGGUUGCAUAUCUUGUAGCUCAGCAAAGGCAUCCACGCACUGGCACCAAAGUCAGCCACUGUUCUCGACUUUCCCAACGAGAGUGGACGUAAUUGUAUAUACUUGGUGUGCAGCAGAUGGUGGAUAAGUGUGGGGAUAGGGCAAUGGGCAAUGGUCCAUUUCCUUGCAACUGUUUUUCUCUAGUCGAUGGGCUGGGGAAGACGGUUGGGUGAUGUAGGUGUAGAGAGCGUUGUCGUUUCGCGUGAUUUGCUUCUUUUUUCCUGCAUUUCUUUUUUUCUAUUUUUGCAAAUAUAUUACUCUGAUAAGCGUCUCCCUG
This is a messenger RNA of Spizellomyces punctatus DAOM BR117, 2293 nucleotides long. RefSeq lists its product as uncharacterized. The coding region runs from base 346 to 1914 and encodes 522 amino acids. NCBI's taxonomy places the organism in Eukaryota, Fungi, Chytridiomycota, Chytridiomycetes, Spizellomycetales, Spizellomycetaceae. The record is from RefSeq and is a predicted model, not a curated record. The transcript has 5 exons.